AUGGCUGACUUCGUAGAGUUGAAGGGUGAGUCAAAACCGUUUUUUCUUCUUUACAUUACACGCUGAUAAAAAAAAUCAUUUAUUACAUUCACUGUAUAUUACUCUCACGGUUUGAGUAUCCCCCAAGCCAUGCACAUCGAAGCUCUAAAAUUGGUGAAAAGUUGCUGACGUAACAAAUUAACGUUAUUCAGACGGACAGGAAAUUCCUUAAAAAAAAUACUUAAGCAGGAAAGGAAAAGAUUUAUUUUUUCAUGAAAUUCACCGAAACUUUGUUGUUGUUUUUUUUUAGCUUGAAAACUAAAUUUUGCGUUCCUCAGAACUGAGCGGAAUUCCAUAAUUUCAGCGCUACGGCCCUCGGAUAAGGAUUUCAACUGCCUCAAAUGAUUAUUAAACACUGCAUAGCAAUAAUGAUUUCUGACACUGAAAGACGAUAAAAACAGACAGUUGUUGCUGUUGUUUUACUGUUUGUUGACGUACAAAAAACGGCAAAGGCAUUAUUAUUUAUCACCUUUGAUGACGUAUUUAUGACGUAGUUAAUUGCGCUCGUUUAAUACACAAAGUAACCGUCUCCUAGAAAUAUGUAAUUAAAAAGAAUCAACUUCCCCCCGGUUGUUUAAAAGUUUGAUAGAGCUAUCCAUCGGAUAGAUCACUAUCCAGGGGAUAAGAAAACCAAUUGCGUUGUCCAGUACUACUUGAUAAAGAUUUAUCCAGUGGAUAUAUUGUUAUCCGCCUUUUAAGCAACAACCGUGCGAAAGCCAAUUAGUGCUAACCCGGGGUUAAUUUUUAAUCCCGGUUUUCUCGGAUUAUUUUUAUCAAUUUUUUUAAAGCAUUCAACAUCAAGUUGUUCACAAAGAGAAUGAAACUGAAUUUGCUUUUAACGCUUUCAUGUCUGAAUUCAAAUUUUGCACUAGCCCUGGGUUAUCUUAACUCAGCUUUCAACAACCCGGCCCUGGGCCAGGCUGCAUAAAACCUUCUCAGACAAACGGGCUCUUAACUUUUGUUCUGGAACAAUAACCUCUUGUUUUGAAGUACUUGUUACGAGUUCCCUUAAUCUUAAGACGAUUUUGCAACCCGACCCUGGAGGAUGCCAGAAAUACAGCGGGUCGGAAAAGCAUGCGCGCUCAGAUAUAUUGCUCUACUUGUAAAAUUUCUAUGUCAUUCAGCUAUGCCUUUCGAACCUCUAUUUUUCCUUCUUCGAAAAUGGAACUUUUCGGAACAUAAUUUGCUAGAAGAAUACGAAUGUUUCAAAAUAAUUCGUUAGCUUAGUUUAGAAACGAAUAAAAUACAUUAGCCUUGCACUCAAAAGGGCUACUGAGAACCAAUUUAGAGACCAUUUCAGCCGUUUACCUCUCUCUUUAUGAAUCAACAAACUUGAGGUCUUUGUGAAAGACUGUAAGCUUUCUUGAACUUGAUAUAUUCAGUACAGUACUUUAUUUGUUCUCGUAAAUUUGAGGUCUUGUUGAGUAUUGAGGGGAAUCCUGGACAAGAAUGUUAUUGUAUCGUACCAUAAGAUGUAUUGUAUCGAAUUUGCCCGUAUACUGUCUUAACGUACCCGGUAUGCCGUUAUGUCGUACUCGGUUAUGUUGUAUUGUAACUGUAACACUGUUAUGUCGUACUCGGUAACCUCAUAUCGUAACCAGAAUAGAAUUAUAUCGUACUCCAAUGCUAAAGUAUCGUACCCGGUAGCGGCAUAGAUCGUAACUUGCAUGCUGUUGUUUCGUACUCGGUAAGAUGACAUAGUAACCUGAAAGGUGUUGUAUUGUACUCGGUAAACUUAUAUNAAACGGGCUCUUAACUUUUGUUCUGGAACAAUAACCUCUUGUUUUGAAAUACUUGUUACGAGUUCCCUUAAUCUUAAGAUGAUUUUGCAACCCGACCCUGGAGGAUGCCAGAAAUACAGCGGGUCGGAAAAGCAUGCGCGCUCAGAUAUAUUGCUCUACUUGUAAAAUUUCUAUGUCAUUCAGCUAUGCCUUUCGAACCUCUAUUUUUCCUUCUUCGAAAAUGGAACUUUUCGGAACAUAAUUUGCUAGAAGAAUACGAAUGUUUCAAAAUAAUUCGUUAGCUUAGUUUAGAAACGAAUAAAAUACAUUAGCCUUGCACUCAAAAGGGCUACUGAGAACCAAUUUAGAGACCAUUUCAGCCGUUUACCUCUCUCUUUAUGAAUCAACAAACUUGAGGUCUUUGUGAAAGACUGUAAGCUUUCUUGAACUUGAUAUAUUCAGUACAGUACUUUAUUUGUUCUCGUAAAUUUGAGGUCUUGUUGAGUAUUGAGGGGAAUCCUGGACAAGAAUGUUAUUGUAUCGUACCAUAAGAUGUAUUGUAUCGAAUUUGCCCGUAUACUGUCUUAACGUACCCGGUAUGCCGUUAUGUCGUACUCGGUUAUGUUGUAUUGUAACUGUAACACUGUUAUGUCGUACUCGGUAACCUCAUAUCGUAACCAGAAUAGAAUUAUAUCGUACUCCAAUGCUAAAGUAUCGUACCCGGUAGCGGCAUAGAUCGUAACUUGCAUGCUGUUGUUUCGUACUCGGUAAGAUGACAUAGUAACCUGAAAGGUGUUGUAUUGUACUCGGUAAACUUAUAUCGUAACCUGAAUGAUGUUGUAUCUUACCCGGUAACCAUAAAUGGUAUUCAGAAAACUCUUAUAUCGUACACCGCGACCCUAAAUUAUAGUCGGGAUGCUGUUAUAACGUUGCCGUAGCCUUCUUUCAAGUCGUGGAAGGUGAAAAUGUGGUCAGUGGAUUUGAGGCCCUUUCUAGUGGGUAUCUCCUAUACGAAAUUGGACAGGAAUGCGCGUCGGAAAAGUAGAAUUAAAGCUCAAUCUAGUGGAGGUCAAUUCGGACGUGGCUUAGUAACUAUUUGCCCUAUAUGUGAGAUUGUAAUAAAACCAACCUUCUCAGGCAUGAUCCUCCCCUCUUGCUCUGGGAACGAGCUUGUAAUAAAGCAGGAAAUCAAUUUUCUAUGCAACCGUUUAUUAAAAGCCUAAACACCCUAUCGUCCAAGUAUGAUACCAAAAUCUUCCUAGGGUACUCCCCUAAGCGAGGUAAUUGACUGAGUGGAGUGCACAGACAGUUAAGAAGAACUCUUACGAUAUACACUGACCUCACAGUUGGUAUCCGUUUUUAUUUCCCCACAGCAUAUCAAUGGAUGCCAAUUAUGUUAUACAUUUUUGCUGCUUUAGUUGCGGUAACAGGAGUGAUUUGUGUUAACUGGAAAAGGUGUAGAAGGUAAGAUAUGUAUUAUUCUUAUAUAUUUGGACGCGCGCAAUCUUAUACAGUGACCUUUCGUCUCCUUGCUAUUACGGACACCCCAGUAAUAUGGACAGUAACUGCGAACUCCAUGGUAAAUGUAAAAAGAAGGGAUGUCUGUAUAUAUAUAUUUUUUGGACGCGACAAGAGACUAAUUAACUCUCUAUGUCGUCCGCUUUGGUAGUACAGUUUUUGGUAUUAUCGUUAUUAUUUUUGGUAUUUCGUAUUAUUCUUCCUGGACCCAUUCAGCUUUGCAUAAACCAUUAAGAUGGUAAUUAGCAAAAUUAGCGAGGUUAGAUAUUUCCACUGGUAUCUUAUUUAGCAGAUUUUGACCAAUUCUGACAGAGUAACAGACAAAAAACAGGAGACAUUUAGCUAACAUCGAUUAGAUUUAUCUCUUUCUUGGAAGGGAAAGCAGUUAAAAUUACUUGCGAAAGAAAGACGAUAAAGUGGGCAAAAACUGGAUAUUAAAAUAAAAGCAAUUAAAGUAAAAAAGGAGGGAGGGAUAAAAAAUAUAGAAAUAGACUCACAAAAGUCCAAAUUUUGGCUUACGAGCAUACACUCAGAAACAGAAAACGCUGCUUUUAUUACACCCAGAUAGCAGGAAAUUAUGUCAUUAUUGCUGGAAAUUUCCUUUGUCGCCAUUCCCAUGCUAACUGGCUGAAAAACGGUUCAAAAAAGGACGAUUGGGUCAAGCAGGUUUUCCCCUAAUAAAUGGCCAAUUGCAAAGGUUAUGAAUUGCAGUCAACUCUCUUUUAACGGACACCUCUAUAUAGACGUACACACCCAGAGUUGCAUUGGACUCUGCCUUUCUAUGCAUUCCUUUAAGUUGACUCUGUCUAAGACGGACACAAUGCUGGUCUCAAAGGAGUCCGUCUUACGAAAAUCAAAUAGCAGAUUAGAAAUUUAUUAUCUCAACCAUAUUUUCUCUGUAGCAUAACCCUGGUCAGGACGAAUGUGACUCAAAAGCAACCAUCGCAAACGACAAGCGUUCUCCUUUUCAAUAUCAAUCUGAUGAGAGAGAGAUUUCUGACAUUUGAAGUUCGAAGGAUGUUAGGUUUACGGAGGCUGCGCAUUCACCUCGUUAGCCUUGAGUCUGUAGCAGAAGACGUCAUUCGUCUUAAUAACAGUUCUCAAGAUACCUGUCAUUUUCAAGGCAGUACAGCGAACAGACUUCUACCGGUGGUUCUAGUGACGUCUCUUCAAGAUAACCUACUGCGCGUGUGCAGAGCAGCAACAUUUAGCGAUGAGUUCGAACCUAAAUUGACGGUACGUUCUGAUGGUGCGGCAAAAAUUGCGGAUUGCAUUGGGAAUCCAGGACAUCUUGAGAUGAAUAAAGUGAUCUUUCAAUUACGCAAUGGAAUUAAAUUAAUAAGGAUGAUUUUGACCUGCAGAAGCAGUCCGACCAUAGAUGAAGGUGUUUUGAUGACCACAUCGUUCAAAUUAGUGGUAAUGGAUUCCAGAUCAGGAGGACUGAAUGCUCUGUUACCGCUGCAAGAGAGUCGAGUUGUGCCUCCACUGCCAUUCACUUGUGGCGCUACUGAAGAAGGCGUCAGAGCCAAUAGACAAUUUUUGCGUCUGCUUGCGCCAAGAGAUAAGAAGUCGAGAGAAAUCGAGUUCCAAAAUUGCCCAGUCCAGAGAAUCGAAUUCCAAGACCUCAACAACGCCCGUAAUAGUGGCGGAACAACUAUGCACAGGUUUCAAGGAUUUCUACACUUUCCUGAUGUGGAUGUAUCUACGGAACAAAAGUCGCACGGACUGAUGGUCAGUCCUAAAGAAUUACAUACUUUUGUUGAUGAGAUCAACUUCAGUGAAACCUCGCCGCUCUCUGCCAUUGUACAUGUAGGAUUCAACACGGAUGCCUCCACUGUUCAUUGCAAGGCGCAAGUUGCUGUUGCAUUCAAGGAAAAGAAAAAGUGGAAAGGUGGUGUUAUGCAAGCUGACGACAGGAUUAGCCUAGGCGUUCACGACUUUAAAGGUUCUUGGCUUCGUGCCGUAACGUUAAUGCUACAAUUUUGGCAAACUGAUUCUUGCAUAAGCAGAGAGUUGCCAACUUUUUGCCGAAAGAAAAAAAGCAAAAAGGAAAUUAUCUGUCUAAAAAAUGGUCUCUCGCAGAAUUCCAUAGAUAUAAAUCGUUUUGUCAGUAAAAGCACUUGUUAUGGCAGUCAACUUGAGAGAGACCAUGCCGUUGCUGACAUGCAUCAAGCAAAAAUGUUGAACAGUCUUAAAGACGAUGCAGUGGUCAUAAAUCUUCUCCAGGAUUGCCACAACAGCAGGGAUGACUCUUCAGUCUGUGCUGUGAAUGUAAGUGAAGCGAGAAAGCGUUGUUGCGGUCAAGAAGUUCUACCUGGAGCGGUACAGGUCCUUCAUUCAGAAGCUGGUCAGAGUGGACUGUUUUGUCAACGGCAUCAUCAACAGAGCAAAUCAGUUAAUCUCGACGAGGACGACUUUGAUGAAGAAGCAGAAGAUUUUGACGAUGAAUCAGUCUUAGAUUCACUGGAGAUAGAAGACGAAGAUCAGUUAGAUAUGAUUCUGCAAGAUGUGCAAGAUGAUUUACAAAAUGCGAAUAACGACCUGAUAGGGAACGAAGUCCCUAUUGCAGCUUGGUUACCUGAUAUGGGCCAGGGAUACCAAGUAUUUCCGGUGCCUCAUGAUGAAGUCCCUGAAGGACAUGGAGUACCUCAAAAUUUACUAAACGAUGUUCAAAUGGAACAGCAAGCACCAGAAGGUGAAGAAGACGCCGGAGAAAAUGAUGAAGUUGGUGAUAACUUUCUCCAAGGACAACAUGUUGUUAACGGUGAUGUUAUUGUUCCUUGGAUGCAAGAACAAAAUGGAAAUCAAUUUCAUGAUGAUGAAGUCCCCUUGGGACAGGAACCAAUGCAUAAUCAAAAUGCAGCACUCGUGGUACUUGAAAUUCCUGCUAAUGCGCCACAAGCCCAGGGACCACAAGAAAAUGCCGGACCUCAGGAUGAGGCACCUCAGCAUUUCCCCAUUCAACAGCAGCAUCUUAAUGCAGUUCCAAAUGUAAAUGAAAAUGGUGCACAAAAUGAUGGACAAAAUGAUGUACCUGAUGCUGAUGGUGCUGAUGAACACCUUGCUGUUCAAGCACCCCUUCCUCCACCUCCCCCUCCACAUUUGCCACCGCACGAGGAACACCCUCCACAGCAAGUGCAAGCUAACCGGCCACUGAAUAGACUAAGGGCCGCAGCAAGAUAUAUAAAGCGUCGGUUUACAUGGAAUCGCCACGGGAACUCUCACCAUGGAAACCCGCUGUACGUUCCUGGCGCACCAAGAGAAGAGCGUGCUCCUCUCGGUCUUGAGGAAGCGCCUGCACUCCCAGGGGAUCAGUUGAUACAGAACGAGGUCCAAAGGAUGGGCUGUUUUUCUGCUUGCUUUGGAUUUCUCUUCCGCCGCCGGAUAAGAGCGGCAGUACAAGUGUACCCCCAACACAGUGAGCAAGCACCUGAGUUUGAGGAGGUCGCCCCAAUGCCACAUGAGGUUGAUGAAGAAAUAGUAGAAGAAGAGGAGGAAGCAGAUGCAGAACCUUUAGAGGCAGUGGAAGAAAUUCCACCGCCAAAUAAUGUACUCAUAUUUUGA
Porites evermanni is the source of this 6842-nucleotide messenger RNA. The record is from the annotation of a GenBank genome assembly. Lineage: Eukaryota; Metazoa; Cnidaria; Anthozoa; Scleractinia; Poritidae.